This is a messenger RNA of Penaeus indicus, 1354 nucleotides long. RefSeq names its product hematopoietic prostaglandin D synthase-like. NCBI's taxonomy places the organism in Eukaryota, Metazoa, Arthropoda, Malacostraca, Decapoda, Penaeidae. Bases 96 to 707 code for a protein of 203 amino acids. Gene Ontology annotation, molecular function: glutathione transferase activity. The record is from RefSeq and is a predicted model, not a curated record. The transcript is spliced from 5 exons. Gene Ontology annotation, biological process: glutathione metabolic process.
GGAGCCAGUCGUCGGCGGGAACUCCAUCUGGUCAGACGCAUCUCCUCUCGCUGCUCUCCGUCGCCUCACGCGCCGCCAGUCGAAAGCCAGUAAAAAUGCCAGACUUCACACUGAUCUACUUCAACGCCCGCGGGUCCGCCGAGCCCAUCAGGUGGAUGUUCACCUACGCCGACAUCCCCUUCAAUGACGAGCGAAUCGAGAAGGAGGACUGGUCGGACCGCAAGAGCUCGAUCCCCGGCGGAAAGUUGCCUGUGCUGAUGGUGGACGAGAAGCCUCUGCCGCAGUCGCAGGCCAUCGCCCGCUUCAUCGCCAAGGAAGCAGGACUUAUGCCCGAGGACAACCUUGAUGCUGCCUACUGUGACGCCCUGGUUGAUACUGUCCGGGACGUGAUGGAGAAAGUGUAUAGCAAGAUAAUGAGCGAGGAGGAUGAGGACGAGAGGAAGAGGUGGUUCAUGGAGGAUUUUUUCCCCUACCACAUGGCACCUGUGCUGGCCCGCCUCAACGCCCGUCUGAGCGGCAGGGAGUGGUUUGUCGGAGAUCAGGUCACUUGGGCCGACUUUAUGAUCGCGCACGCCUUCGGAGAGAUUCACUGCCACCACCCUGAGGCUUUCGAGGAGUACUCUGCCGUGACGGAACAUAUCGAAAAAGUCCGAGAACUCCCGGCCAUAAAGGACUGGAUUGAGAACCGACCUGAAACAACUCACUAACUGCCCGGGAGGUAAUCGAGAAAUUUUAUUCGGGAGACAGUCGAGGAAUUUUACCCGUCUUUGGCAACCUUUCGUUCCAGUCCUGCCCUUUGGGUUAAUCUCUGUACCAGGACAGAAGGGCGGAAAGUAAGGAAGAUACGCUUGCACUUCGAAUGCCCAAUACUGAGAUCCUCGACCGUAACGCACCUGUACUGGCACGCCGCUUUCCCUGUUUCUACAAUGUGGUCUCAUUUCCUUGAAUUCAAUCGCCUGACCUCACCGGAUGUCGAAGAUGCCGAACACUAUGCCUCAUUUUUUUAGCAUUUUUUAAAGCAGUUCCACAGACAGAGCAAGAAAAAGAAAGCUUUCUCAAGCAAUCCCACUUUGCUAAUACAACUUGAAAUAACGGCUGACCUUUUCAAGACUAAGUAUGUCUUUGCUACCAAUGGAAUUAUAAUAUUCUUAUGCUGAAUAGACUGAGCCGUUUAGUGAGCAGAAACAACUCUGCAGUGUAAAUUACCCCAGAGUAUAAUUCUUGAAAUGUCACUGAGAUCAUUAAAUACAUUCAUAAGAGCGUAAAACUAACUUUUCUUUGCAGAAAAAUUAACACUUCAGAUAUCUGAUUUGGUCGAUUUAAUGGCUGCACAAAAUAAAUGUAAACAAUUCGG